Messenger RNA from Ipomoea nil (Japanese morning glory), 2115 nucleotides. RefSeq names its product L-ascorbate oxidase homolog. The coding region runs from base 295 to 1914 and encodes 539 amino acids. Lineage: Eukaryota; Viridiplantae; Streptophyta; Magnoliopsida; Solanales; Convolvulaceae. Gene Ontology annotation, molecular function: oxidoreductase activity; copper ion binding. The record is from RefSeq and is a predicted model, not a curated record. The transcript has 10 exons.
AGGGUUUAUCAAUAAUUGCGCGAAAACGCGUGAAGCCCGCCGAAUACGGAAUAUUGAAGUUGUCGUUUGAAAUAUUGGGUCCAAGAGUCCAUCUCUGCUCAUUUUCAAGCCCAGUCAAUAUAUCUAUUUAUGGAGGGUUUGUUGGGAUCUGCCACUCUGAUAUAGGAGCUCAAGAAACAGAGCUAGCUGAUUAGUACCCACAUUUCACAUUUCCACUCAUUCUUUCCAAUUUUGUAGCUUAGAUAGCAACCAGAUAGUGUGAUUCAAGCAGGGUUUGGGGUUUAAGAAACAGAAAUGGGGAAAAUGGGGUUGAGGUGUUUGGUUUUUGCAGUAUUGGUUUUGUGGAGCUUCUUAUCUAUGGUGAAAGGGGAGGAUGAUUACAAGUAUUUCACUUGGACUGCCACUUAUGGAACUGUUUCUCCUCUUGGUGUUCCUCAACAGGUGAUUCUCAUCAAUGGUCAAUUUCCUGGUCCAAGAUUGGAUCUUGUGACAAAUGACAAUGUAAUCCUCAACCUCAUCAAUAAGUUGGACCAGCCACUUCUCUUAACAUGGAAUGGGAUCAAGCAGAGGAAGAACUCGUGGCAAGAUGGGGUUUUCGGGACUAAUUGCCCUAUCCCGCCAAACACAAACUACACAUACAAGUUUCAAACGAAAGAUCAGAUUGGAAGCUAUACAUACUUCCCGUCAACUUUCAUGCAAAAAGCCGCGGGAGGGUUUGGAGCGCUUAAUGUUUAUGCAAGAUCAGUCAUUCCAGUUCCCUAUCCGAAACCUGCUGGAGAUUUCAGUUUACUUAUUGGUGAUUGGUACAAGACUAGUCACAAGGCUUUACAACAAAUAUUGGAUUCGGGAAAAUCUUUGCCCUUCCCCGAUGGCCUUCUUAUAAAUGGCCAGAGCCAGUCUAGCUUCAGUGUGAAUCAAGGUAAUACCUACAUGUUCAGAAUUUCGAAUGUGGGUUUGUCAACAUCCAUUAACUUCAGAAUUCAAGGCCACAAAAUGAAGCUAGUUGAGGUUGAAGGAUCCCACGUUGUCCAGAAUAUGUAUGAUACGCUUGAUGUUCACGUGGGUCAAUCUGUAUCUGUUCUUGUCACUUUGGACCAGCCGCCAAAGGACUAUUUUAUCGUUGCAUCUACAAGGUUCACCGGAAAAGUUCUAAGCUCCACUUCAGUGUUACACUACAUUAACUCUAUCUCGCCUGUUUCUGGGCCAAUACCCGAUGCCCCAGCCGGCCAACUGGACUGGUCUAUGGUGCAAGCCAGAACAUUCAGGUGGAAUUUGACUGCAAAUGCUGCUAGGCCUAACCCUCAGGGAUCUUUCCACUAUGGGAAAAUUACUCCAUCGAUGACGAUUGUGCUGGCCAAUUCAGCACCGAUUAUCGGUGCAAAGCAGAGAUAUGCUGUCAAUAGAGUGUCCCAUAUUGAUCCCGACACCCCUCUCAAGCUUGCUGAUUACUUCAACAUCACCGGAGUCUUUAGUCUUAAUGCAAUUCAGAGCUCUCCUUCCGAUGGUGCACCUUCCCUAGCCACGGCUGUGCUCCCCACUUCUCUUCACCAGUUCAUCGAAAUUGUAUUCCAGAACGACGAGGACACCAUGCAGUCUUGGCACCUUGAUGGCUAUGAUUUCUGGGUUGUAGGAUUUGGCUUGGGGAAAUGGACCGGAGCUAGUAGACAGAACUACAAUCUUGUCGAUGCACUUACUAGGCACACUACACAGGUUUAUCCGAAAUCUUGGAGUGCUAUACUGGUAUCCUUAGACAACCAAGGAAUGUGGAAUUUGAGGUCUGCAAUAUGGGAAAGGAGGUACCUAGGACAGCAGCUGUAUAUGAGAGUGUACAAUCCAAUUAAGAAUUUUGCCAAUGAAUAUGACAUGCCUAAUAAUGCUCUACUAUGUGGAAGAGCUGUAGGUAGACAUCUUUAGAGAUGGUUUUUUUUUUGUGUUAGUUGGACCAGUCAUGAAAGGUUGACUGCAAGAGAUGAUGAUACCGAAAAGCAAAUGUUUUUGUGCUUGAAUUAUAUAUGCCUCUUAUUCAAAUUGUAUAUCUGAAAUCCUGAGUGUUGUUAAAACUAAUUGUUUUUUUUGUAGCAUCAUUAUAUUAUUGAUCCCCUUGAGAUUAUAUCU